GUUUUAUAUAGGAAAACGCCGUUUUAAUUACCAACGUUUUAGGGAGUGACCAUACCGUCACACGUUCACACUUGUCCGCACACAUACAAAGGAAUAUAUUCGAAUGUCCUCUAAUCUCACGGAUGCGUCUAGACGAAUGAACAAAAGAGAGGGAGAUUUAAUCGACAAAAUGAAAACCUCCACGGGCGGCGGGGUGACAGCUGGAGGGCCUCCUCCUCCUAUAGGCGGCAAGGGCUACCAAUCGACACAAAACACCAGACAACCCGCCGGUGGUGACUUUACACGGUUUCCAAGCCCUUUUCCAACUGAUACUACGCAGCAAUCGACCGACAAUAUUCGCCGCGCACUGCGUAUAAGCGAAUCUACAAACGCCACUGGCUACACGACAAUUAAUUCUUUAGGGAAGCAGCGCGAUAUCCUGCAGAACACCAUUGACUCUGUGGGGGAAACUCAGGGGAACCUUAUGGAAUCACAGGCGGUAAUUCGAAGUAUCCGCAUGGGUAUCUACAAGGAGUGGUUAACAAAGGGUUGCGUGAUUGUGGCGUUGUUGGCGUUAAUCGUCUUAAUUGUCUGGCUUAAGUUCAUACGAAAGUAGAGAAAUAAAAUGGUAGAGGACGGCAGCUCUAGUAGCCUUAUAGAAUGUUGCCCACCGACGCCACAUACGUGGAUAUAAUCAUUACAGAAUCUUGAGGCAUCAAAUUUUUUAAGCAUAGUCAUUUUGCCUUCCUAGGUGUGACAAUUUAUCGUUCUAAGCAAAUCAUAAGGUUUCAGAAAAAAUCAAUGUGCUUUUCUUUUUAUCUGAAGCAGAUUAGUUACCGUCCCUCUCGCUGCUGUGGCACUCUUUCUGUAUGAAUCUGGGUAUUGUUAAAGAGUUGAAUAUAUAUAUUUCGGUUGAACCUAUUUCAAAAUGCUUCAUGUGAUUUUUUUUACAACGGGUU
Phytomonas sp. Hart1 is the source of this 938-nucleotide messenger RNA. NCBI's taxonomy places the organism in Eukaryota, Euglenozoa, Kinetoplastea, Trypanosomatida, Trypanosomatidae. The record is from the annotation of a GenBank genome assembly.